Loa loa (African eye worm) is the source of this 2466-nucleotide messenger RNA. RefSeq lists its product as hypothetical. NCBI's taxonomy places the organism in Eukaryota, Metazoa, Nematoda, Chromadorea, Rhabditida, Onchocercidae. Bases 1 to 2466 code for a protein of 821 amino acids. Gene Ontology annotation, cellular component: membrane; COG complex; cis-Golgi network. The transcript has 18 exons. Gene Ontology annotation, biological process: intracellular protein transport; intra-Golgi vesicle-mediated transport; Golgi organization. The record is from RefSeq and is a predicted model, not a curated record.
AUGGAUCCAUUCGGAGCUAUGCAUAAUAAGACAGUUGAAUUGUUGAAUGCUAAAGCCGCCGAUUAUGGAUUGCCUUCAUCUACGAACAGUGGUGAAAGUGAUUUACAAAAUGAAAAGGAAUCGGAUAACUUCGAAGAGGUGCUGGAUUCGGGUCUAGAUGCAAAUUUGCUCCGCAGUUAUUUGUCGGAUUUGUGCAUCGCUGAAAAGGAAAACAUUUCGAUUGGUAUUGUUGAAGAAAGUACUGAAAUUGGUUUGCUACACGUCUGUAAGAAAAGUAUAGAUCUGUUGAAAGAACGCUAUGAUAAUUGCAUUGAGCUGGUGAAUGAGUUACGAAGUAAUUAUGAAAUGGUUACUGAACGAACCUCUUCACUACACAAUGCAUGUGAUCAAAUGAUGGCACACCAGACACAGAUUGCUGCUGGAGCUGAACAAAUUCGUGCAAACCUUUACUAUUAUGCCCAGUACGAGUCCAUCAUGAAAAAACUAAACACUGGAAAAUUUUCAAUAACGGGACAAGUAUUUACGCAGAUUUUAUCGACAAUCGAUGAAUGUUUGAGAUUUUUGAAUAACCAUAUUCAUUACAAGGAUUCCAAAAUAUGUAUUACAAAAUAUGAGCAGUGUUUGUCAAAAGCAAUGACAGUGAUAAGGAUGGGUGUUAUGGCCGAUCUGGAAGCAAGUCGUAAUGCUGUGAAGGAUAGGCAUAUGAAGCUAGUUGUCGACAAUCAUCGAAGUGGUUAUAGCGAUGACGAUACUUUCUCAUUGUUAUACGGUGUUUUCGCUGCUCGAGCUAGUUCUGUUCUAUCAGCUCUUAAUGUCGCUGAACAGCACUUCCGAGACAUUACAGAAUAUCAAUUGAUGGUAACUGAUUGUCAGCAAGCAUACUUCAAAAUACGGUAUCAAAUGCUCGAACCUGUUAUCAGAAGUACUAUUGAAGAACUGGGGAGAACUCAUGAAAACAGUUCGUGUGCAUUAACUCGAAAUGGCUGUACUUUUUUACUUCGACUUUGCGAUGACGAAUUUCGACUAUACAAACAAUUCUUUACAGUUGGUGGCCAUGACGGUAGUGGUGCAAAAUCUAUCACGAUGUCAACCCCGUCAAGUCCACAUGCAUCAAUUUUGGCUCCAUUCAUCUCAGGGACAAGUUCAUUCGAUGAUUUUAUCGAAUCACUGUGUCGUGUUUUCUACGAUAUUUUACGGCCCAUUAUUAUACACAAUCCACAUUUGGAAACUCUUACUGAGUUAUGCACGAUUUUGAAAGUUGAAAUGAUUGAAGAACGUUGUGGACUUAUGCAAUCAGUGAUGUCAGUAAAACGAUUAGCAGGUUAUACGAGUACUGAAACAUCAUCACCAUCCACUACUGAUGAAUAUGUGACGAAUUCACGUAAUGGAUUUGUACGAAUUAUGACAGAAUUAGCGGGUGAUGUUGCUGAACGAAUUGUUUAUAGAACUAGUUUGUACGCUCAGUCGGACAUAGCCGGAUUCACUCCGUCGAGUGGAGAUCUUGCUUAUCCGGAGAAGCUGGAAAUGAUGAAGGAGAUUGAAAAGGAGCACAUAUUGGAGGACGACAUAAAUGCAACUUCACCGACUUCUGUGGUCAAUCUUUACUGCUUAUGGUAUCCAACUGUUCGGCGUACCGUGCUUUCUCUUUCGAAAUUAUUUAAAUGUUUGGAGCCUUUAGUGUUCCAAAGCAUUGCUCGUGAAUUGUUAAUAGCGUGUUGCCAAUCACUGGAAGAUGCAGCGGAAGAGAUUCGAAAUAGCGCUACGAAGAAAAUUUCGCGCACUCGUCGAUUCCUGGAUGCUGAAUUAUUCGUCGUGAAACAUCUGCUAAUAUUGCGUGAACAAACAAGUCCAUACAGGGUCAUUGUGCCACUUGAGAGCACGCCCUCAAAUACUAUCUCUCAGCGUGAUUACGUGUUCGACUUUAGCAAAUACAGAGCUUCCGCUUCGCAGCUCUUUCAUGACCGGCGUAGAUGGUUUGAGUUAACGCCAAACAAUGCCUUUCUGGAGUUUUUGUUGCAAGUACCACUGGCAGUUACGGAAGCAGCUGGUGAUAGCCGACGAAUUAUUGAUGUUCAGUUGAAAACUCACUGUCAUAACCUAAUAAAUGCAACUAGUGAUAUGAUUAUUUUCGAAUUUGCUGAUUACAUUGCUAAAGCAGAGGAAACAGCAGCAAUGCCUGAUUUUGAUCUUACAAAAAACGAUUCUUUGAAGGCAAGUAAUAUGCAAAAUUUUGCCGGUCAAGCAUAUAAAAAACUAACCCACUCGUGGCCUGAGAUCAAGAGAUGUUUCGAUCUGUAUAUUGGUUUCAAAGAAACUGAAAAUAUCUUGUUGCAGCCGGUAAAGAAGCGAAUAAUUGAUGUAUUCACACGUGCAGGUACUUUUGUUGAUAAAUUUUACGAUGACGAACAGAAGCAAAUAACUGGUCUUCCUACUCAAGAACAUAUAUGGUUGGUAUUGAACACUUAA